CUGCGUAUCAGCGCCGAAACUGAUACAGAACGGUCCGGGUGUUCGGCGUGCCGUUGUCAGGCACUGUAAUCUUCAGUAUUCCUUCACCGGUCGCUUCUUGGUGUGGAAGCGUUUGGCGAGCCCUUUGCCUUUCUGUACUCAGUGUGUUCUCACGCGUUAAUGCAAAGAGGCGCGCCCACAGCUAGCGGUCUAGUGUAUUAGAAUAGAACGUUCCUUACCAGUCGUGAUCAGUUUGUCUAGCAACUCUGCUUUUGCUGUGUAUGCGUUUGUUUGGUGCGUAGUGUUGCAUGUGUGUGCAUGUGGAAGCUGACGGGGAUACGUGACAGGUAGCGAGAAGGAUACCAGCCGUACAAGAAGAGCACAGAUCCUUACGCGUGUGUUUGCAAUCAGACGUACCCUAAAGAUGUUGGGCCGUUUGUUACUGUCGCGUGGAUACCACAGCACGAAGGGUGUAUUUGGCAAUCGGCCAAGACCUGCCCCCCGAUACGAAGGAGUCAGUGCAGCGGUGUUGGAAAAGCGUAACAGCAAUAGCAAUGUGUACCGAUGGGUAGAGGCAUAUCGCACUCAUGGACACCGUGUUGCAACGAUUGAUCCAGUCAGAUUUCAACCCGCCGAGACGAAUGACAGCAAGCUGCCAGAGCUUCAAUACUCUCGGUAUGGGCUCACCUCAGGCGAUCGAAUCGAUCCGACCGGUUUACUUAAUGUACCACAACGGCAGGCACUUUCGAUGGCCGAACUGGACCAAUUGCUUGCCCGCAUGUACUGUGGAACGUGCAGUAUCGAGCUAGGGUUCAUCGAGUCGGAAGAGGAACGCGAAUGGCUAGCCGCACGAUAUGAACAACUGUUCCAGCACGAACCGACCGUCACCGAACGGCGCGAAAUCGCCGAACUGAUGCUUAAAUCGCAAGCCUUCGAUCAAUUUCUAGCGGUCAAAUUCCCGACCGUAAAGCGGUACGGUGGGGAAGGUGCCGAGAGUAUGAUGGCGUUCUACUGGGAACUGUUCCGAUGUGCCGGUGAGGCAGAUCUGCGCAACAUCGUUAUCGGUAUGCCGCACCGGGGAAAGCUAAACGUACUAACAACCCUGUUUGGAACGCGUCCUGCUAAGAUAUUUAAGAAGUUCAAAGGUCACCCAGAAUUUCCUGCCGACGCGCAGGCGAUGUGUGAUAUUGCAAGCCAUUUUCAUACAACAACAGAUGUGACGGUCGGUGGAAAAACAUUUCAUCUCAAUAUGCUCCACAAUCCAUCGCAUCUGGAGGCGGUUAAUCCCGUGUCGAUGGGUAAGGCGCGGGCUAAACAACUCGCACUUGAUGAUGGUCCGUACGAUGUACAGGGUGUGGAGGAGUACCACCGUUCGAAGGUGCUGAACGUUCAAGUACACGGUGAUGCUGCCUUCCCCGGACAGGGCAUUAACCAGGAAUGUUUGAUGAUGGCGAAUGUGCCACACUUUGAGGUGGAGGGUACGGUUCAUCUGAUCGUGAACAAUCAGGUCGGCUUUACGACACCAGCCGAACGAGGUCGCAGUACCCGAUACGUGUCCGAUCUGGCAAAAUCAAUCAUGGCACCGGUGAUACACGUCAAUGCGGACGAUCCAGAGGCGCUCGCGGGUGUUACGAAGAUUGCCGUUGAAUAUAGACAAAAGUUUGGCAAGGAUUUCUUCAUCGAUCUAAACUGCUUCCGACGCUGGGGACACAACGAGCUGGACGAUCCAACGAUGACAAAUCCACUGCUGUACAAGGUGAUACACGCACGCAAAUCCAUCCCGGACGUGUACGCGGAAAAGCUUAUCGCGGCCGGUGUUUUCGACCAGCAAGAUGUGGACGCCAUCUCGAAGAGUCAUCAGAACUACCUGACGGCGGAACUCCAAGCGUAUGAGCAGUACGAACCGGAGCGCACCUAUUUCGACAAACAGUGGAGUGGUCUACAGCAGCCGGGCGAUGAAGUAACCGUUUGGAACACGGGUGUUGACUAUCGGUUGCUCAGUCAUAUCGGGCAGGAGAGUGUGAAGCUUCCGGAAGGUUUCAAUGUUCAUCCGCAUCUCCAGAAGAUACACAUCGACGCACGCUUGAAGAGGCUUGCGGAGGGUCAACGGAUCGACUGGGCAACGGCGGAAACGAUGGCGAUCGGAAGUUUGAUGUAUCAAGGAUAUAAUGUUCGACUGAGCGGCGAAGAUGUGGGCAGGGGAACGUUUUCCCAGCGCCAUGCCAUGUUGGUCGAUCAGCAGACGAACGAAAUCUUCAUUCCGUUGAACGCAAUGGCGGCGAGCAGCCCGAAUACGGGACGGUUUGAGCUAGCGAACAGUAUACUUUCCGAGGAGGCUGUGCUCGGAUUCGAGUACGGUAUGGCUAUCGACAGUCCCAACAGCUUAGUACUGUGGGAAGCACAGUUUGGUGAUUUCUUCAACGGUGCCCAAAUCAUCAUCGAUACCUUCCUGGUUAGCGGUGAAACUAAAUGGAUGGUCUGCAAUGGUCUGGUGAUGUUGCUCCCGCACGGUUACGAUGGUGCCGCUUCCGAGCACAGUUCCUGCCGCAUGGAGCGCUUUCUGCAGAUGACGGACUCGCGUGAAACAAGCCCCGACGGUGAUGCGGUCAAUUUGCAGGUUAUCAAUCCAUCCACACCUGCCCAAUACUUCCAUGCGUUACGCCGCCAAAUGAUACGCAACUUCCGGAAACCAUUGGUGGUGGUCGCACCGAAAACGUUACUGCGCCUCUCGGACUGCGUGUCAACGCACGGGGACUUUGCGCCGGGUACACACUUUCAGACGGUUCUGGCCGACCCGGAACACGGUGGGCGGAUCGAUCCGAAGCGUGUACGGCGCGUCGUACUGUGUAGUGGUAAGCACUACUACACGCUACAGGCCGAACGAAAAGCACGCCAGAUAAGCGAUGUCGCACUGGUGCGGUUAGAAUCGCUCUGCCCCUUCCCGGUGCAGGCCAUACGGGACGAGCUGGCAAAGUAUGCGAACGCGCGUGAGUUCGUUUGGAGCCAGGAAGAGCACCGAAACAUGGGUGCAUGGACGUUCGUGCAGCCGCGCUUUGAAAACAUGUGUGAACGAAGGAUUCAAUACCGUGGCCGUCCGGAAGCUGCUACCGUUGCCGUCGGUGUCAGCCAGUGGCACGUGAAAGAGGCUGAGGAAGUGAUUAAAACCACCUUGUAUUAAACCUUUCUCCUCCUGUUUGCUAAUCACCACUUCUCGAUUGUCGCGUUUUUUUAAUUUGUUUAUAUUUAGCCUUCAAUUUGUGAAAACGAAAACUGUGACCGAACAAAAACGCAACACUAGCGGGAAAGGGGUUGAUGGAUAAUUUUGCAAAUUGACUACUAUUUAUGUUUUGGUAUCAUAUUUCGUUCAGUUGCUGAUUGAGCGACAGGCACCAGACCCUAAUUCUAUAGAGUAUUUGUGUUACUAUUGCACUGUUUAUAUAUUCUCUGUUUGUUCUCGAUAGAUUCUGUGUCUCGUGUUCGAUAUCUAGAACCUGUUGAGCUUUGCGUUUUCUGGUAAAAUACAUUGACAUUUUCGGUGCCAUAUUGUUCUACUUAAAAAAUGAUUUAAAUUGAAGGCAAGGCUAUUCCGGUUAAUCUUGUUUGUGUUCGAACCUAUUCCGAACUGUAUUGUAAGCCUCCGAAAUUGGGCAGAAACAUUGUGAUGCCUUUUGUUGUACACGAUUUGUUUAAUUGAUUCUCGGUUAACUGCUCAAAUAUGAAUUAUAAAUGAGUAACGCUCUUCUUUACACUUUGAAAAUGAAAUCUAAACAAAAAUAAACACAAAACUUUUACACACAG
Messenger RNA from Anopheles funestus (African malaria mosquito), 3777 nucleotides. RefSeq names its product probable 2-oxoglutarate dehydrogenase E1 component DHKTD1 homolog, mitochondrial. Gene Ontology annotation, biological process: tricarboxylic acid cycle. The record is from RefSeq and is a predicted model, not a curated record. Gene Ontology annotation, molecular function: thiamine pyrophosphate binding; oxoglutarate dehydrogenase (succinyl-transferring) activity. Lineage: Eukaryota; Metazoa; Arthropoda; Insecta; Diptera; Culicidae. The coding region runs from base 404 to 3157 and encodes 917 amino acids. The transcript has 7 exons.